GCUUGCUGUAGAUGUAUGGAUGUGCACAGCAUCCAUUUGAACUUAUGCGCAAUAUCUUUAGAUAGAUAUGUAGCCGUUACCCGUCCGGUUGCCUACCCGAGUAUAAUGUCAACAAAACGGGCUAAAUCAUUGAUUGCUGGAGUUUGGGUGCUUUCAUUUGUUAUAUGCUUUCCGCCACUUGUUGGCUGGAAGGAUCAAAAGUCGAUAAUACAGUCAGUGUACACACGAGAAAAUUACACCCAUUUCUAUACUACAACUGUUGUAUCUGUUCAGCGUAGUGUGCAAUUAAAGCAAAUGCAGCAGUUACGAUUUCCAUACAAUCGGACGCACAUGUCAUUAGAUGCAACACCUGACAUAUUAAUGUCAGAUACCGAGGGUUUUAAUUACCAAGAUCCAGCGCAGGAAUCUUUAGAGAGUGGAGAAUAUAUGGAGAGUUCAAAAUUCUUCUAUGAAAAGUCAUUUUGUUCUGCAAAGUGUGAAUUGACAAAUGAUCGCGGUUAUGUUUUAUACUCGGCAUUGGGAUCAUUCUACAUCCCGAUGUUUGUGAUGCUCUUUUUUUAUUGGCGCAUAUACAAAGCAGCAGUGAGAACUACACGAGCAAUAAAACAGGGCUUCAAGACCACAAAGGGUAGUCCUCGCGAUGCCAGCAGCAGUCAAGCUAAUCAAACUCAGAUGAUAUUACGCAUGCAUCGCGGUAGGCCAGGCGGGACCCCACAGCGUGCUCCUCUCUCCAUGCAUUCUGUGUCUUCUACACUUAGUGUGAAUAGUAACGGAGACGAUGAAAGCUCUAUAACACAUACUCCAAGGCGCACCACUUCAAUGCGUAUACACCGGCAGCGCCAUGAAAAAAUAUCCAUUAAAGUGUCGUUCCCUUCAUCUGAGAAUGUAAUAGAUUUGCGUUCAGAGUUUAUUAACUCCGACCCCCCUUAUUCUACUUCCCUUAUAGGAAACACGGAUAGUAAAUUAACGUUUACGCACGGCCGAAUGUCUUCUUUCAAGACAGGCGGCUGCGAGGUUGCAGAGACUUCUUUCAAGAAGGGAGCUUACGUUGCCAAUACAAGCGAAAGUUUGACCGGCAGUAGGCGGGACAUAUUGGCAGCUAUUGAUGGUGAUAUUAGCAGCGUGAUCAAUUCACCAGGGAAAAGGCGUGGAGGUAAGCGCAGUGCCAAAUUUCAAGUAAAACGCUUUCACAUGGAAACAAAAGCAGCAAAAACCCUCGCCAUUAUCGUAGGCGGAUUUAUUUUUUGCUGGUUACCUUUUUUUACUAUAUAUUUAGUACGGGCGUUUUGUGAAGAGUGCAUUGAACCUACAAUUUUUUCAAUACUUUUUUGGCUUGGCUACUGUAAUUCAGCGGUCAAUCCCCUCAUAUACGCCCUCUUCUCUAAUGAGUUCCGCAUCGCCUUUAAACGCAUACUUUGCCGUUGUGUGUGCACUCGUAGCGGAUUCCGAGCAUCUGAGAAUUUCCAAAUGAUUGCUGCACGCGCGCUAAUGGCACCGGCUACAUUCCAUAAAACGAUUUCAGGUUGCUCAGAUGAGGAGGAUGGUGGAAUAAAUUUUGGCUAAUCCAAAACUAGUUGUAAACAAAUAUAUGGUACACGUAUGUGUAUAAUACAUAUUAGGGGUAUUCGCUUGCUCUUGCAAGAUUGCAGAUUGCAAAAAUACUAUACCGAAGUAUACAAGGGCAC
Messenger RNA from Bactrocera tryoni, 1685 nucleotides. RefSeq names its product octopamine receptor Oamb (gene Oamb). Gene Ontology annotation, biological process: adenylate cyclase-activating adrenergic receptor signaling pathway. The record is from RefSeq and is a predicted model, not a curated record. Gene Ontology annotation, molecular function: G protein-coupled amine receptor activity. NCBI's taxonomy places the organism in Eukaryota, Metazoa, Arthropoda, Insecta, Diptera, Tephritidae. Gene Ontology annotation, cellular component: membrane.